CCUGAACUUCUUAAUCUUCUAUUACCUCUAUUCAUCUAUUUUCAUCAGAGUACAUUCAAGGACAAGCCAGCCCGUCCCAGACCGUAGCACGAAGAAGCCUCGACGACGCAGUAUCACUAGUACUAUCUACCUCGUCCGCAAAGAACUGCAACCCAACACAAGCAGGAGUUCCACCAUCCUCAUCAGCAGCCUGGUAUAUCCGUGUCGUAAGCGCCGACCGCUCGUUGACGAAGAUCUCAAGGACACUUGUGUCAAACAGGGCGCGGAUAUGGAGGGGUUCUUCCGUCUCCCUUUCUGAGGCUUUUGAAAAGAGGCUGAAGAGCUUCGCCAGCGUCGUCGGCUUCUCGGGCUGUGACGCUGCGCUGACGGUCGUGAAUAGAGUGUGAGGAGUGAUUUCGGGUGCGUGGUUAAUGUUCCGGCUGCCGAGGGCUGUGUUGCUGAGGUCUGGUCGGUCGACUUGGAAUGUUUCGCAGACAGGGUCCCAGAAGACGACGGUUUUCUGGUUUCGAUCUAGAAUAAGGAUAGGCUGUCAGUCUCACGCGUAAUGUGAGAUUUGGGCGCGGGUCUCUUACUCUCGGCAUGGUAUAUGAUCACGCCAACGCGCUUGCAAUCCUUGCCAACAGCAAUCUCAGCGUCGACUUCCCACUUCGUCGUGUCGAGAGGCAUGAAUGCUUCGUCCGAAUGUUUAGCCUCCGGUCCUAGGACCACAUCCCCAAUCCUCGUCUCUCUGGCCCCCGUUCGCAAUUUCUCCACUCGCUUAUCCAGCGCCACCCCCAGUGUGCGAACUGUAUGCGUCCCCGAACCAUCCGCAACAGCCUCAAUAGAGGUAAUAUCACUCAAAUUGGCCGUCAUCCGCGCACGCUUCACUCUCUUGAUGGUCUGUAAUUUGGGCACCCUCGGCAACGAAAUCAAUCCACUCCAUCCCUGUUCCCCGCGCACCUCAUCUGGCAAGUCCUCUUCGGUAAUCCAGCCAAAGACAACCUGCUGCUCGGCAACAGGAUCCCAGAAUGAGUUUGCCGCAUAGAAGAGGCCGUUGUCGAAGAUCCCGCCGUAGGCAUAUUGCAUCGGCGAGGAAGAUGAUGAGCGCGUGUUCUCAUUUAUGCACAUCCACAAUUGCGAUCUCUGGAUUCGGCGAUCGCGCGCCGGGGCUUGAUUGUCGUAUGCGCGCUGAGAGGAGGCGGGCGAGGAGGGAAAAGAAGAAGGCGGCGUGCAGCCCUCUGUCCCCAUGAUGAGAAAGUCGCGCGAAACGCCGUCGUCGUCGGUCAGUGUCACUAAAUUGGUCACUUCCCAGUUGACGCCAAAGUCUCCGGACCAGCGAGAGGGGACGAAGUUCAGCACGAGAUCAACCAAGUCUCCAAGGUACACCCAUUUAUCCAGCGCAUUCCGCUGUAUCGCAUACAGAAAGGUGGUCGGCGUCAUGUCCCGUAUGCCACCGCAGAUGAGUGCGUAGAGAACAUCAUCAUUCUCGUGCCCCUCACCAAGUAACCGCCGCACCCGCUCGGGCGCCGACGGCCACUCGAAUACAUACGGGUCCCGCCAGGCCGUCGCUGUAGUGAGCGGUGGCCCGUUGAGAAUCGGGUUCUGCGCAUACCGCUCCCACGUGCGUCCUUGAUCGUUCGAAAGCGCGAUACUCAGCGUCUCGCAACCAGGCGUGUAGGGAAGUGUGUAAUGGAUCGGGAGCUUAUUCACCGACGUAUAGAAGUAUAACAAAGUACCAUCCUUUUCGCCGCGCAGGUUCAUGGGCUGAAAGCAUCCGGUGAAUAUCCCCUUGUCAUCGUACGGCGCAGCGGGGGCUAGACACGGUUCUGCGUCUACUUCCCAAGAGACAAGAUCUGAAGAUGCUGCGCGGCCCCAGGAUAUAUCACCCCAGUCGUUACCCGUUGGGUUCCAUUGGUAUGCGACGUGGUACUUGUUUGUUGAGGGGUCGUAGCCAGGCCCGCACGGGUCGUUGAGCCAGUUGUGGGGAGCAAUCAGGUGGAAAGAGGGUCGCCAUCGCGUGAACUCGGGCGUGUUUGAGGCAUUGCGUUCUGUUUCAGGUGCCGACAUGGCUAGAUUGUUGUAAAGUCGGAAAAGAAAAUUGGCUGAUCAAACUAAUUGACGGGGACCCCAACCUCGUCAUAGUCGCGCUUUGUCGGUCGCAUCUCGGCGGAACCCGGGAGAAACUCGUCGCGGAGAAAUAUGGGAGAAAUACCGGCGAAAAGCCCGCGUGGGCAGAGCCGUCUUUACCCCGGAAAAAUCACCUCACCUCACGAUUAUAAAAGCGGGCAUGGAAGCCAUGCUUUCUCCUCCCCCAGAUUAGCUCUCUUUUCUCUAAUCAUGUCUUGUUCAAAGCCUGAAACCUCUGCUGAAAAGCCUGCGCAGAUCGAGCACGUCGAUGGCGUUCAGGAUACCAGUUUGGAGACGACUGUGUCUAGUCAAGGCGCGAUCAACACACUCCUGAUCCUCGCAUGCGUUGCUUUCGGAUCUGCAUCCUUUGUUUUUGGGUUCGACGACAAGAUCAUCUCCCCUCUGGCAGCAUUGCCCGAGUUUGUCCGCGAUUUCCAAGGCCCUAACCCCGUCGACGGUACAUUGGUCUUUACAGCACGUAACCAAAACCUCAUCUUCUCCGUUCCUCUCGUCGGCUCAAUCGUGGGUGGUGUUCUUGCCUCACCCUUGAACAACAAUUUCGGUCGGAAGUGGCCUCUCAUCGGCGCAUAUUUCUUUUCUAUCGGAGGUGGAUUCCUGCAACUGUUCGCCCGGAACAUCGCCGAGUUUGUCAUUGGUCGAUUCUUGAACGCCAUUGCGAUUGGUGUCGCCAACGCAACUGCGCCCCUGUAUCUGUCCGAGGUUGUGCCUCCAUCAAUGCGAGGCAGAAGCGUGACUUCCAUCAACAUCCUUUCCCUCCUGGCUGGUGUCAUCUCAACCAUCAUCGUGAACGAGACCAAAGAUAUACAGGGCAAGCUGGAAUACCAGAUCCCUCUGGCUGUCCAGUGCGCCUUGCCGGCACUGAUCCUCGUCGCUACCAUCCCACUCCCUGAAAGUCCUCAAUGGCUAGUUAGCAAAGGUCGGAUCGAGGAGGCGCAUUGCAAUCUCCGCAAGCUGCGCGGCUAUAGCGACAUCCAGGUCGCCGACGAGCUCCGAGUCAUGCAGCAAUGCGAGGAGAAUGAGCGUGCUCUCACAGCAAACGUUCGCUUUUAUGAGAUCUUCGACCGCCAGAACCUGAAGCGUACGCUGACUGGAGGCGCCUUUUACUCGUUGAACCAGAUCUCGGGUAUCAUCCUUUCAACAACAUACACGACCGUCUUCCUCACGCAACUCGGCGUCGGCGACGCCUUUACCUUCACCGUCAUCGCUUCCUGCUGCACGCUCGCUGGAACAAUUGUAGCUCCCUUCGUUAUCGACCGCGUAGGUAGACGUCCAACAGCCUUUGUGGGUAUGACCAUCCUCCUCCUCAUCGACAUAGCCGCCGGUGGUCUGGCCUUCAAGACCUCGAACAAAGACUUUGUCAUGGGUAUUGCCGCUCUCGGAUUCAUUUUCAACUUCUUCUGGGGCGCAGGAUUCUACUCGCUCUCAGCACUGAUGCCCUCGGAAAUCGCAACGCCGAAGCUCCGGAACCAUACCAUGGCCUAUACGAUCGCCUGUGCGCAAACAAGUGCUGUCAUUACGACUUUCGCCGUGCCCCAGUUGACAUCGGCCGACGCAGCUAACCUAGGCGCGAAGACGUAUCUCGUUUUCGCCGGGUGCAUGGUCUGCGUCUUGGUCUUCGUUUACUUUUGCAUGCCCGAGACCAAGGGCCGGACGUUCGCGGAGAUUGACGAGAUGUACGAUGCGAAGAUUCCCAUGUGGAAGUGGCGCGAUUAUCAGACGUCCACUGCGGCGAAGCCUGGUGCGAAGGGGAAGAACGAGUCUGUGGUCUGAACAUGAAUUGUGUUGUAUUGUACAUAAUCUAUGCCCAGUUAAGAGUUGUAAGAUGAGCUUUAUACCGCGUAAGGUAGGGAUGGUUCCCACCGCGCAGUGUCUGCAUGAGUUUCAGGUAAUUCUUUGCGAGCAUUUGUAGUGACGUUUCUUCGCUCCCUGUAUCAGUUUGAGUUGCAGUUCCAGUAUUCGCCAGAAGAAGUGCGCUGGUUGCGAUGUUGUAUAGCUUUUCGAUCUGUUCAGUCCGUCAGUCAACAACCAUGUCCUGAACACUCCAUGUAGAUUAGUAGGUCACAGGCGCUUGAAACGACGA
Molecule: messenger RNA, 4207 nt
Organism: Aspergillus calidoustus
Lineage: Eukaryota; Fungi; Ascomycota; Eurotiomycetes; Eurotiales; Aspergillaceae
Source: the annotation of a GenBank genome assembly